Molecule: messenger RNA, 1730 nt
Organism: Danio rerio (zebrafish)
Lineage: Eukaryota; Metazoa; Chordata; Actinopteri; Cypriniformes; Danionidae
Source: RefSeq, a predicted model, not a curated record
CAAAUUGCUUCGUUUACUCAAAUGGAGUAAGUUCACAGCGCUCAUCAAGAUUAGUUGUUGAGCUUAAAUGGUUUGUUGCAAUCGGUUUCCUGAGUUACCUUAACUUUUCUGGGUUUCCCUGACUGCUUGACUAGCGAGCUGAUUGAGACAUCAAUUGAUUUCUGUUUCUAAUGUUAAUUUUUAAUAUAUCAUUGUGUUCAAACACACAGAAAACAGCCUGGAAGACGACUCAUGUGACUGCUUAAUAUGCAGACGGCGUUUAUUAAAAAGGAGAGGGAAGAACUGACGAUUGAAGAGCCGCUGAGUGUGAAACGUGAAUACACUGAGCAGCAAACAGAAAACAGCCUGGAAGACGACUCAUGUGACUGCUUAAUAUGCAGACGGCGUUUAUUAAAAAGGAGAGGGAAGAACUGACGAUUGAAGAGCCGCUGAGUGUGAAACGUGAAUACACUGAGCAGCAAACAGGUCUGAUGCCGUUGAAAAAGGAGCAAGAUUUCACUGAAAUGGAUGAUAAUGAUCAGCUUGAGAACCAUCACGACUUAAGAAAAUGCACACAGACUGAAAGGACUUCCUCCCAAAAAACAUCUCCGAAGAGAAAACCUACAAGUCCCGUCUCCUGUAGCCAGUGCGGGAAAAGUUUCGAUCGAAAGAAAAAGCUGGAUGUCCACAUGACGAUUCACACCGGAGAGAAGCCUUUCAGCUGCCAACAGUGUGGAAAAAGCUUCACGCAAAAAGGCAACCUUAAAGUCCACAUGGGGAUUCACACGGGAGAAAACUCGGUCAGCUGCCAACAGUGCGGGAAAAGCUUCACGCAGAAAAUCAACCUGAAAGUUCACAUGAGAAUCCACACCGGAGAAAAGCCGUACAGCUGCGGUCAGUGCGGACAAAGCUUCACCCACAAGAACAACCUCAACGCCCACAUGAGGAGUCACAGCGGACAGAAGAUGUUCAUGUGCGGUCAGUGUGGAACGAGAUUCACACGUAAAGGAGGCCUCGAGAACCACAUGAGGAUUCACACUGGAGAGAAGCCCUUCAAGUGUGGUCAGUGCGGACGGAGGUUCACACGUAAAGCGUCUCUUGGUACCCACAUGAAGAUCCACACUGGAGAAAAGCCGUUCCCAUGUGAUCAAUGUAGAAAGAGUUUCAGGCGUAAAGUGACGCUCGAUAGCCACAAGAGGAUUCACACCGGAGAAAGGCCUUUUGUAUGCUUUCAGUGUGGAAAGAGCUUCAGAUUUACAGGAAACCUUAAUCAGCACAUGAGGAUUCACUCAAACAAACGCACACACAAUCUAAACGGUUUUAAAUGUCUUCAGCGUGGAGGAAGUUUCAGAGACUUUAGGAAUCAUUUAUUAACUAAAGAGAAGGCUUUCAUGUGUCGUUGCUGUGGAAAGAGUUUCACUAAUUCAAGAAACCUGAAGCUUCACACCGGAAAAAAACCUUUUAAAUGUCUUGAGAAGAGUUUCACACAUCUGAAAAAUCCCUUGCCUGGUCGCUCUGGGAAAAGGUGGUUAAAUUGUGAUCAGCGCGAUAAAACAUUUAUUUUGGCAUCACACUUACAGAUACACUUGAAAAGUCAUGCCGAUUUCAGACCUUAUUUGUGUUGCUCGUGUGGAAAGAGAUUUCAAUGGCUCAGCAAUUUAAAAUGGCACCAGAUAGCGCGUAUCUGUGUGAAAGCAAGGCUUCGAUCACACAACAGCUGAAUGAAGGAACGUCUUUACUUUUUCUUUUGU